This is a messenger RNA of Mercurialis annua (annual mercury), 3520 nucleotides long. Its product is annotated as B3 domain-containing transcription factor VRN1-like. Lineage: Eukaryota; Viridiplantae; Streptophyta; Magnoliopsida; Malpighiales; Euphorbiaceae. Bases 2039 to 3394 code for a protein of 451 amino acids. The record is from RefSeq and is a predicted model, not a curated record. Gene Ontology annotation, molecular function: DNA binding. The transcript has 7 exons.
AUGAAAGUUCCCCCAGUUUUGUUGAUUGACUUGUACUAUCGUAUUCGUAUCCAUUAUAUGACUAUUAUAAUGGUUAAUUUGAUGUUUGGUGGCUUCAUAAUCCCGAAAUGUAAGUUUCGUGUUGCUCUUCUUCCUUCAACAGAUUGCCUCAAACAUUAUUCUGCUUAACUGUAGUGUUUUUUGCAGUAUAUAUGCCUGCUUGGUUGGACUAGGACCGAUUGGACCGACCAAAUUAAUUGACCGACUCGUUGACUUUUAUUUUUUUUAAUAACAUUUUCCUUGUAUUUUUGUAAGUUUUAACUGAACUGACUGAAUUACUGACCUAUUUGGUCGUCUCGGUUAUGAAUUUCUUUUUCUUAUUUGGUUGGUUCGGUUUCGGCUAGGGUUUUUUAUUCGGUCGGUUCAGUUUUGAGCACUCCGUCAAGCGGUUAAUUUGGUUUGACAACCCAACCGAUCGAAUGCUCAUCCCUAGAGAUUGGAUUGUCUGUGAGUUUCUUGCUUCUUGGUGGCCGAAGGUAAUUAUUAACCAAUGAGUUUUAAAUGUAAGGAUAUUUAAUUUUUCUUCAAUUCUCUCAAAAAUUUGUUAAUGAAGUCCGCGAAACUAUAGAGCUUGACGGAUCAAAGAUUCUCUAGUAGGCUUGCCCGGAAUAACUGGAUUAUCUACUGAGCAACGCAAAUGACUGACUAUAGCAGUGGAGAGCAGUGAAGAAUGUAGUUGAAACCGGUCAAACAGUUGUGUGCACCAUCCACCAGCCAAGUAUUGACAUUUUCGAGGCAUUUGAUGAGAAACUACCAGCAACAUGUGUUCAUCAUGAUUGGUUCAAUGUACGCAUCAAUAAUCUUCACCGGCAUAACUAAUUGCUCCUCAGUCUGGCCAUAUGUUUCCACAAAAGGGACUGUAGUAUUAUACCGGGAAGGAUUUGCAGGAACGUAUUUUCCAUGGGCAUAUGCAUUUGCUCAGGUACAGAUCCAUCUUACUCAUCAUUGAUAUUUGUCUUCCUUGUUUGAGUAACUUGAUUUUUGGUAUUGUUCACUGUAGCAAUCAUCUAUCUCAUCAUUACAUAUCCUAUGAUCGGUUAUUCCAUGUCUGCUUACAAGAUAUUUUGGGCAUUUUAUGGAUUUGUCUUACAUCUUGGAUACUAAAUAGUUUGCUCAUCACGCAGUCUGGAGAUAUUGAUUAAAAAUAUUAGUAUUUGGUGAGACCAAAACUGUUUGAGUCUUUUUACAAGAUUAAGUUUGGCUAUCACCUUGACUUUUCAGGGGUUGUUAUCAUCAUUUUUCCUUUUCUCUGCUUCUCUUUUUGCAUUUUCCACUGGAAAACUUAACUUCAAACGAAGAUAAUAUGUUCAAGUAUGUCUAAUUACUACGUAUAAUCUAGUUUCAUCUCAAUAUCCGGUGCACAACAUUUGCAGACGGGAACACUCAUGAACAAGUGAGAAACCGAACUGCUGUCUUCAGUUCCCUAAAUAAGACUAUAUCUUUCUCUACUUCUCCAUAUUGGAAGUAGAAGCCAUCUAGGGACCGUGCAUUGCGGCAAAGAUCUUUUAGAGAAAUUCUUACAAUAGAUUCUAUCAACCAUGUCAUCCUCAGACAAAGUCCAUGAAAUUAUAGUACAUGAAAAUUAUGCAAUACCAGUAAACGUAAUUUACUAUAUUCAAUCAUUUAACGAUGUAGUUUUACUGGUUUUGUCUAUGUAUGAUGUGGUUGAUAAGUUAUUUAAGUAUUAAAAAAAAUCAGAGAAUUGGUUGAUGUUUUUUAUAGUUAUGCCUUUGUCUUCAAAGAACAUUGCAUUCAAUUGGAAACUGUGUAGGCCAAUCAAUGUAAUACUCCACAUUUUAAUUUCCUAAGCAACUUUUUUAUCUUCCAAAGCAACUUUUUUAAUUUCCAAAGCAACAAGUGGUUUUAUUACUAUUAUGAAGGGGUUAUGGGGAAUGCAUAGAGUAUUCCAACUCAUAAUUUACUAGCCUUUAAGAUAAACAGUGCUCAUUCACUCUCAUUAAACAGCAGCAAAGUGAUUUGCACAUUAAGCUUUAUACUAAUGAGUUCUUAUCCUCUAAGCGACGACGGAAGGAUGAUGAUGUUUAAAUCAAAAACACCCCAUUUUUUCAAGAUUAUCCUUGAUGAUGUCCUCGGCGAUGGAAAGCUUUACAUUCCAAGAAAAUUUGUCAGACUGUACGGAAACAAUCUGCCACUUUCAGUAGUCCUGAAAGUUCCAGGUGGUGCCAAAUGGAAAUUAGAAUUAGUGAAAUCUGAUGGUGAGAUUUGGUUUCAGAAUGGCUGGCAAGAGUUUGUGAAGUAUUACUCUAUAGCUUAUGGGUCCUUUCUAGUUUUUGAAUACAAUUAUACAAAUUCUCAAUUCAAUGUGACGAUAUUUGAUACGAGUACGUUAGAAAUAGAUUAUCCAUUAGACAUCACUAUCAGAAACAAUGAAGAGUCUCAUCUUGAGACACAGAUUCAUGACGAAACGGAAAUCUUGAGUCACAAAACAAAAGGGAAAUCAACAUUACUAUUUCCUCACACACCUAAUAAGAAAAUCAAGUUAGAGAGGUCCACCCGAAAAGAAGAAGGAAAUAGAGCAGAAACAUUGACAGCUGAAGUAAAAUCUAAAGCACUUAAAAUAGCAGCUUCUAAUUUCAAAUCUAAAAACCCUUUCUUCAUGGUUGCAAUGCGCCCAACUUAUCUUCAUCGGCGUGCUAAUUAUAGACUGUCUAUACCAGCAAACUUUGGGAAGACAUAUUUCAACAAGCAACAAGGCAGUGCCAUCCUUCGUAUUGAUGCAAAUUUAUGGCCUGUUGAGUACAAGUGUUACGCCUCCGUUGGAAGAGCAACAUUGAAUAAAGGUUGGAAAGAAUUUGCAAUCAUAAAUCAUUUAGAAAUUGGAGAUGUUUGCGUCUUUGAACUGAUUGACCCGACUAAUACAACAUUGGAAGUCGCCAUUUUUCGACAUAUCAAAGAAGCUAUAAAGAGCCCAUCACUUGGAAACAACAAGAAAAUGAAACAAGAAGAGAGGUGUGGUGAUGAGAAGUCUGUCCACAGGCAUUUAUGCUUAGAUUUUUCUAAAGCUGUUGAAGCUGCCAACAAAUUUACAUCAGUGAAUCCGUUCUUCAAAGCGAAUAUAUCAUCUAGCCUUAGCACAGUGAGUAUACCGCUCGAGUUCGCGGUGAAAUGCAGCAAGAAAAACACAGAGAAUGUAUGGUUACAAAUUGGAAACAGAAUGUGGGCUGUCAAAUUAAUUAUCAACCGUGCAUCUUAUGGUCGAGGUUGGUUGUCUGCAGGAUUCAGUCUGUUUGCAAAAGAAAAUUGUCUGAAAGCAGGAGAUGUUUGCAUUUUUGAGUUGAUCAAUACUGAAAUGCUUUUGCUAAAAGUUUCCAUUUUCAGAAAUAUUGAGAAAUAAUUUGUGUGGUUUUUUAUGCUAAAACUGAUAUGUUAUGCAAACCAACUUUAUGGCUCUGUAACUAUUUAGAAUUUGUUUGUAAUGGAUAGUCGAAAGUUCGUAGAGUUCGAUUUGCUAUUAUUUUGC